AUGGAGACGUUUGGAUUCCUGAUCGACAGCAGAGCCUCUACCCCGGUCAGGUGUUCACGCUCGUGUCCGCCCCUCUGUGCUUGUUACGAGCACGCCAACCUGGUGGACUGCCGUGCACGUGGGUUCGAACACGUUCCCCGGGGCGUCCCUCAUGGAACCUUGAUGCUGGAGCUGGGAGGAAACAACCUGAGUGAGAUCAGCUCCCAGGUCUUCACUGGCCUGUGGUCGCUGAAGGUCCUGGUGAUGAGCAACAGUCAGAUUCAAGUCAUCCAACCACAGGCGUUUUCCUCUUUGUCCUUCAUGGAGAAGUUGGAUCUGAGCUGGAACCAGUUGACGUUGCUCCCAGUCGACUUCUCCACCAGUCUGUCUGCGCUCAGAGAACUUCGACUGGAUCACAACAACUUGUGUUACUUAUCUGGACACAGCCUGGAGUAUCUGGACAACAUGGAGAAGCUGGACCUGAGCUACAACCAGCUGGUGUCUGUGGGUCCUGGUGUGUUCAGAGGUCUGUCCAGACUCAGGCAGCUCCACCUGCACCACAACCGCCUGAGUGGGCUGCAGCGGGGGGGCCUGGACAUGCUGCCUGGACUGGAGGUGCUCCAGCUCAGCUACAACAACAUCUCUCAGAUCGACAGUGACGCUCUGGCUCCUCUCUACAGUUUAGCCGUUCUUGCUCUGGAGGGAAACAACCUGCGACAACUGAAGUUCAAGACGUUCCUCAGCCUGCACACCACAGCCACUCACAUCCAGCUGUCAGGGAACCCGUGGAGCUGCGACUGCGAGCUGCAUCGUGUCUUCAGUAAGAUCCUCUACGUUCGCCACCUCCACAUCGACGACUACAGCAACGUGACGUGCCAGGAGCCGCCGCAGCUGGCCGGCGCCUCGCUGGCCUGGGUGGACAGUCGGCUCUGCAUCGCCGAGACCGUCACCGUGCUGGUCAUCAUCGUCACCGUGCUGGUCAGCGUGGUGGCGGCCGUGGUCAUGGCCGAGAGGAACAGGAAGAGUCACCGGGAGAAGAACUGGGACACGGAGUCACAGACUCAAACCCAGAGUCCACCGUCCUGA
Messenger RNA from Limanda limanda (common dab), 1065 nucleotides. RefSeq names its product chondroadherin-like protein. Gene Ontology annotation, cellular component: plasma membrane. The transcript is spliced from 6 exons. The record is from RefSeq and is a predicted model, not a curated record. Gene Ontology annotation, molecular function: protein binding. The coding region runs from base 1 to 1065 and encodes 354 amino acids. NCBI's taxonomy places the organism in Eukaryota, Metazoa, Chordata, Actinopteri, Pleuronectiformes, Pleuronectidae.